CUCACGAACGCCCCCGUUCCCUACAUCUCUCUCCUCCAGCCCCUCUCUCCUCCUUACCCAUCUCUCUCUCCUCUGACGCGCCGGCCCCACCUGUCACCGCCGGGCUCCCCAUCCCCCGCCGCCGCCGCCGCUCGCCGGACGGCAGGGGCCCCCACCUUGCCGCGAGGGGCUUCUCCACACCGCCGCCGAUCCGGCGCCGGCCGGUCCCCCGGGGCCGAUCGCGUUGUCCGUCUGUCCUAGGGUUUCGUCCCCUCCGCCGCCGCGCGGCUCCCCCCGAAGGCCCGUACCUAGAGAUCCCGAUCUCCGUUUGGCCUUGGUCCGCUCGGGCUCCUUCCCGGCGAUUGGCGACGCUCGAUUUGGCUCACGAGGCGAGGAGGAGCCAUGGCCUCUUCGAGCCUGCACGCCACGGACAAGAGAUGGGCUGCACCUACAAGGAAAUCUGGCAUGACUGUUCUUGGAAAAAUCCCAAAGCCCAUUAAUUUGCCAAGUCAGAGAUUGGAGAAUCAUGGUCUUAACCCCAAUGUGGAAAUCGUUCCAAAGGGCACCCACACAUGGGGUACCAAGCCAGGACCUACAACACCUAAUGCAUGGAGUACCACUUCACUUCUUUCUCCCAAGAAGGAUGGAAAUUCCAGUGCACCCAGUCAAUUCAAUGGCCGCCCCUCUUCUGGGGGAGGGUCAAGGCCCUCAACAGCUGGAAGUGAAUCCCUUGACUCUCCUAAUGCUUGGGGUCCAAAUUCGCGACCGUCUUCAGCAUCAGGCACAUUGCCAUCAUCUCAUUUACCAGUGGUCACAAAUCGUCCUCGAAGUGCAGAUACAAGACCAGGAAGCUCACAGCUUUCCCGGUUUGCAGAUAAUUCCUCGGAGUAUAUGAAUGUAUCAAUAAGAACUAUUGACAAAUCGGGAUCUUCAUCACAUGGGCAUGGGUUUACUCUAAGUACUGGUGAUUUCCCAACACUUGGUUCUGAGAAAAGCUCCGAGUCAAAUAAUCAACGAGGCCAUAGUUCGAAAGGACGCCCAACUUCUAGUUCUGGUAAAGAUGGAUCCCAAAAUGGUCUAGGAAAGAGCCCGACUGCUGGAUCUGGUCAGUCUUUACUGUCUGCUAAUAAUCAACCUGCUGAUAUCAUGAAGACAGAGCAGCAUGAACAUGAUGGAGCCGCUCCCUUUGUCGCCGCAGGUCCGCCAAAUGAAGCUCAGCAGCCACAACCAUACCCUCCUAACUAUGGUAUGCCCCCUCCGCAGUUUGAUUCAUGGCGUGCACCUCCUGGUCACCCCCCAGAGGGAAUGUGGCAUAGAGGACCUGCGCCAGGUGGCCCAUACAGACCAGUGGGCCCCUCUAGCAGUUUCUCUGUUGAACCUUUCACUUAUUAUGGUCAGUUCCCACCGAACUCUGAAGCAGCAGCAAGGCAGGGCUCAGGGCAUAGUGGCUAUCACCCAAAAAGUGGAGAUGCAUCUCAUUCCGUGCCUCCAAAUUCCUAUAUUAUGAAUCGACCUGCUAUUCCUCUCAGACCAGUUUACCAGGGCCCAAUGCCUUGCGAUGGAUAUUUUGUUCCUCAACGAGCAAAUUUCAAUAAUUCCAAUGUAAGAGAUUCUCCUUUCAUUGGUGGCCCUCAUCAACCAGGAAUAUUAAAUCAAUUCCCAAACCAAAAUGACAAGUUCCAAACUGGAGUGUCUCAGAGCAGACCAGUCAAACAUGAAACAGUUCACAAGGAGCUAUCCGAAUCUGCUAGAGUACAUUUGGUUUCUCGAGGACAGCCAAUGGCUUUGCAUGAUAACCCUGAUCGCUCAGUAGGUCCCAAGGAAACUGAAAAGAAGACUCAGCCUGCACCACCACUGCUUCCUCACCCAGAUGGAAACCGAAGUGAUGUGAACAUGAGGACAGAUACAAGGGAUGCACAUAGUGAAAGGAACAUGCUUCUUAUGAAGUCAGUGGCUGAUCAGAGAGGUCCAGCUCGCUUGAACCAUUCAUCUGCUUUGGAAAAUUCACACACUCUUCACAAGGGAACUGAUGAUGGCACCCCCUUGAAAAACUUCAAGGGUGAUAAUGUGACGCUUGAUCAGCAACCUAUCAUUAAGAAGAAUGCGGCUUUGAUUGAGAAAAUAGGGAGUUUGAACAACAAAGCUAGAAACAUUGAUGUGCGUUAUGGUGCAGACCCAUCUUCAUCCAAGGAAACCAACAAGCAGCAGCAAAAAGGCACUGAUUCGAAAGCAGAUCAGAUGAUAAUAAAUGUUUCAACUUCUGCUGCCACCACUGGUUUUUCUUCUGCUUCUGGCGAGGCAGCUCGUGUUUCUCCCAUUUCUCCUUUGACACAGAAAGUACCAAACAUGCUUAGUGAUGGUGCGGUUGUUGGACUGCUACACCCACAUUUAAAUGAAUUCAGCAAAGCUGGAAAGCUGGGUGGAUCAACUCACGACCGCCCACACAAGAUUGGUGAUUCUUCAAGAAACAAUCACCGUGGUCCUGCUAAAGAGAUGCCAGCCAAAAUUUCUGCUGGACAUGGGCGGGCAGAAAAUUCUAGAGCAGAAUCUUUGCCAGUAGUUCAAUUGAGGAGUAGUCAGCAUGACCAGCCUCUGGAGCAUGCUUCACAGCUGCCACCUGUGACAAUCACUGAUGAUAUGCCAGCUUCACCUGAUUAUGAAUUUCAGCGUGAAAAAAUGAGAGAGUUGGCCGUACAGCGUGCAAAGCAAUUGCAAGCUGAGGAAGAGGAAAGGACAAAACGACAAAGGGCAAAAGCUCUUGCAAAAUUGGAGGAACUGAACAGGCGUUCAUCAGUACAUCAGAAAAACUCAAAUGAUCCACCCACAGUAAAUGACAAUGUACAUAAUAAACAGAAGGCUGAACUUGAUGCAACUACUGAACCUGCUUCAUCAACUACUGAAUCACGUGAAGUUACUGCAUCAGACAAUCUUAGUACUCUUCAGCCACCACAUGUUCAAGAGGAUGUGCCUAUACAGUCCAUGUCUACUCUACCACAUGCUGCAGUUACUGCAGGAGAUCCUGUUAGUCAUAACACCUCAAUCUCAGGCAGGAACAUACCGAGUAACAAGAUGGAGCAUAUAGUGCAGAAAAGUAUAUCACGGUCACAUGAUGUUGGUGUUCCCAGAAGGCAUGCUGUUUCAGAGGAGAAAAUCCCUGGUGAGAAGUCAAGUAUUGCAGUAAGAACAGAGAAUGCAAAGAAAACUGUUGAGGCAUCCUUGACCACACCAACUGCUGUUGUUACAUCACAUGAUAAUCCCCCAGCCACCAACAAGAAGAGUGCAAGGAACUCAAGAAGUAAGAAAAAAGUGGAUGAUGCUCCAGCUACUUCUAUAUGUCCACCUGUGGUGCUUAAUGAGCAGAAUACAGUGAGCGUGUCCACUGAGCCGAAGACACAAACUGCUGGUGUUAUCAUUAGCAGUUCUAUAAUUCCUAGUGAAGGUAUUAUGCUCACUGUGGGAAGUAUAACCGUGGGUGGUAUUUCAUUUGGAUCUUUUAACCAGGAGAACGUGAAAUCACCAGAGGAAGCUCAUAAUACUGUAAAGAGCCGACCAAGACCUCAGCAGGCAAAAAGAUCAGGAAAGAACCAGCAUGCUGUCCGACCUGUCGAAAAGCCUCAUGGGAAUGAGGGUGUUGCAUGGGCACCAGUUAAGCCACCAGGGAAGAAUGAACAGUCUGAGGAACCCAUGAUGAAUGCAGCAGUAGCAGCCCACCCUCAACCAAUUGUAAACGCAGCAAUGGCAGGCCGCCCUCAACCAAUUGUAAAGUACACUAACGAUGGGGAGAAUGUUACAAAAACUAAGAGAGCUGAAAUGGAAAGGUAUGUGCCUAAGCCACUGUCCAAAGAGCUUCAGCAGCAGAGUUCAGAAAAAUCAUGUCUAGAGAACAAGAGUAAUGACAAAGAAGCAGUUGAGAAGUCACCUGGUGCUAAAGUUGAUGCCGCAAUUGAGUCCAAGAAAUGGGAGGACAAGAAAACGAGCAGAGGGCAUGGGAAGUCUCAUUCUUCAUGGCGCAGAAGGAAUACAGAUGAAUCAGCUUUGGUGGUACCACAGCCUGCUGAGCAAGCAGACAACUGUCAAGGGUCACACCAAGUACAGAAGCCUUCUGGACAGCAUCAACAGCUUGAAGCUGACAAGCAAGCAGAUUAUGCUGUCGGGAACAGUUUGACUCCAACUGAAACACUUGCAUUACCUGCCGGUGCUGCUAAAGAACAUAAUGCAGCUAACAGGCAAAGGAGGCAGCAUGUUAAGGCCCCCAAAACUGAGGGAAGUAACUACAUAAAUGGGAACAAAGAUAGAGAAGGCAGGAAAGAUGUCAAUUCUGAACAUAGAAAUAUGUCAAGAUCUGAGGUGAAGAGCAGCGGAGCAGUUACACACUCUAGAGCACACUGGAAACCAAAAUCUUCGAAUUCCCAGACCAACCCACAGGGCAAUGGUGCCAUGGAUGGGCAAGUGGAUAGUGUCACUCUGCAAGACAGCAGCAAUUGUAAUCUUGCUCCAAAUAGUUCCAGAAAUGAUGAAAAGGAUGCGCCAAGUAAUCAAGGUAAAGGAGACAUGACACAUGGAGAUGAUAGCCAGAAGAGUGAGAGCCAUGAAAAUGCUGAACAGCAGCAGCUUAAUCACGCAACACGUCGCCAGGGACACCACAACGGGAGGUAUCACAAGGGAAAUGGAAGCGGCAUGCACAGAGAAAGGGGUUAUGAUGCUGGGAAGCCAAGCCAGGGUGCAAAUGCUGAAAAGCGGAGGGGCGGCACUCAUCUCGAAUACCAGCCAGUUGGUUCCUCCAGCAAACCAGCGGACUUCCAGCAGAACCCGAGUGCCGAUGAUCGAAGCGUGGGCCCUCCAGCUCCUGGACCAUUGUACAGGGAGCGUGGCCAACAUCGGGGCACCCGCCACGCUGGUCACUUUGUCAAGCGGAAUCCUGCCUCGGACCCAGCUACCAACUCUUACCAAGUCGAAUGAUCUUCUCUGACCAUGAUGUUAAGAGCUUCAGGAACUCGCAUCUGCCAAGCAAUUCAUGACAGGUUGAACAAGCUUUGGGUGGUGGUCGUCUUGUCGGUGCUCAGCGGUAGACUGUACUUGUUUUUGUUCCCCACGGCCGUUGUGCUCUCACGUGUGAUUGUUAACGAGGAAUUGAUUAAUUAGUGGAAUCAAAUGUUAGUAGUAAUUUCUUUUUGACAGUGGGAUUAAAAUGCUGGUGUUAUGUGCCAAUGGGAGCUGAAGUGCUGGUUUUUGCUGAUGGUUGGUGUAUGGAAGUUGCGUUUGCGUUUAACUGGGAUCUAGGUUCGUCAGGAUUCAGGUCUGAGAAUCUGGAGUGAUUGAGCUUUUGUUUUUGGUGGGUACUAGUUUAUGCUUUGAUCCGAUGUAAGAGCUCUCUCAGACAACCUUGAACAUGCGAAAACUGUGUCCCCCUUUGAUUUUUCUGAAAACAUAACACGGAGUAGCUUUCAUCA
This is a messenger RNA of Brachypodium distachyon (stiff brome), 5429 nucleotides long. RefSeq names its product protein MODIFIER OF SNC1 1. The coding region runs from base 382 to 4938 and encodes 1518 amino acids. The transcript is spliced from 9 exons. Lineage: Eukaryota; Viridiplantae; Streptophyta; Magnoliopsida; Poales; Poaceae. Gene Ontology annotation, biological process: epigenetic regulation of gene expression. The record is from RefSeq and is a predicted model, not a curated record.